Sitophilus oryzae (rice weevil) is the source of this 2779-nucleotide messenger RNA. RefSeq names its product DNA ligase 1 (gene DNAlig1). The record is from RefSeq and is a predicted model, not a curated record. Gene Ontology annotation, cellular component: nucleus; mitochondrion. NCBI's taxonomy places the organism in Eukaryota, Metazoa, Arthropoda, Insecta, Coleoptera, Curculionidae. The transcript is spliced from 13 exons. The coding region runs from base 285 to 2720 and encodes 811 amino acids. Gene Ontology annotation, molecular function: DNA binding; ATP binding; DNA ligase (ATP) activity. Gene Ontology annotation, biological process: DNA biosynthetic process; DNA recombination; DNA repair.
UACAAAUUAUAAAUUAUUGGCGCCCUGGAAAACGUAAACAAGUGUUUACUGGUGUUUAUUAAAUAACGAAUAACGUAUUAAUUAUUAAUUAUUUUCAGUACACUAAUUAAAACUUCUUUUCAUUUAUGAGUCUAUUAUUUGUGCAACAUUAAAGUGCUAUUUUUAUUUCAGAUUAAAAUAUGUCGAACAAAUUAUCUCAAAAAAGCAUCACAUCAUUUUUCAAACCUAGUACGGGCAACGAAAAAGAUCAACAAGGGUAUGUAUAUACUUUGUAAUGUUUUGCAAUGUUGAGAGCUCUUCGGAUAAUUAAUUUUUCCUUAUUUUCACUUCACAAAUAUUCCAAUAAGCUCUCCAGUUUUUCUUCACAUAGCAUUAAGUUUAAUGUAUUAUAUAAUGUUUCUUUUCAUAAAUAUAUUAACAGUAGUCCAAAUGAGAAAAAACGUUUUAGAAGUUCAAGUAGUGGUAAUUCAGAAGUUGAGAAAUCUCCUGACAAAAAAAUUAAGAAAAAAUCAGUUAAGAAAAGACAAAAAUCUAUAGAUACUCGAGAAAACCUAAAAAAAGUAAAAACUGAAGAUGAGCAGUCCACACCACCCAAGAUAAAAAGUAUUAAGGAUAGUUCUACAGAUGAAGAAAGUGAAGAAAAAAAUACUGCAUUAAAACAUGAAAAUCCUGUUGAAAAUGAAGUUAGUACCAAGAAAAGAAAUAUUAUUUUUGGUGAAAAAACAGCUGAAACCACGAAAAAUUCAUCACAAUUAAUUUAUAACCCAAAAGUCAAAAAUUAUCACCCCAUAGAAGAUGCAACGUGGAAACGAAAUGAACGUGUUCCAUAUAGUGCUUUGGCAAGGACUUUGGAAGAAAUUGAAGAUGUGUCUGCUCGCUUAAAAAUGAUUGAAAUACUUAGUAAUUUUUUUCGUUCAGUGAUAGUUUUGACACCUGAUGAUCUCUUACCAAGCAUAUAUUUGUGUUUAAAUAAAAUUGCUCCAGCCUACGAAGGUUUAGAAUUGGGCGUAGCCGAAACCAGCCUGAUGAAAGCGAUCGCCCAAUCUACCGGUCGUACGGUUAGUCAAAUUAAGAGCGAUGCGCAAGAAACGGGAGAUUUAGGCAAGGUUGCCGAACACUCGAAGUCAAACCAGAGAAUGAUAUUCAAGCCGGCGAGAUUGACCGUUAAAGGUGUUUUCGAUAAGUUGAAAGAGAUAGCUCAAAUGACCGGGCAUGCCUCACAGACGAAGAAAGUGGAAAAGAUCCAGUCAAUGUUCGUCGCGUGUCAGGAUUCCGAGGCUCGGUUUCUCAUCAGAUCGCUAGCAGGAAAACUACGUAUCGGCUUAGCGGAACAGUCCGUUUUACAGGCCAUAGCGCUGGCUUGUGCCUUGACCCCUCCAGGUCAGAAUUAUCCACCUAAACAGCUUAAUGCUUCAAAAAAACAAUCGAGCGAAGACUUCAAAGCCAAAGUAGACGAAUUAGCAUUAAUAUUGAAAACUGCUUAUUGUGAAUGCCCUAACUAUGAUAAAAUUGUACCUGUUUUGUUGGAAGAGGGAAUUGAAGCACUUCCUGAUAAAUGCAAACUUACCCCUGGAAUACCGUUGAAGCCCAUGUUAGCUCAUCCUACUAAAGGUGUUCAGGAGGUUUUGACGAGAUUUGAGGGAAUGACGUUUACCUGCGAAUGGAAAUACGACGGGGAACGAGCCCAGAUUCAUAUUUCUGAAAAGGACGUGUCGAUUUUCAGUAGGAAUCAAGAAAACAACACUUCUAAGUAUCCAGAUAUAAUUUCGCGUUUGGAGAAAUGCAAAGGCGAGUCGGUGAAAUCCUGCAUACUCGACUGCGAAGCGGUCGCGUGGGAUAAAGAGAAACAACAAAUUUUACCCUUUCAAAUAUUGAGUACCAGAAAGAGAAAGGAUGCCAAUGAGGCUGAUAUUAAAGUACAAGUUUGUGUAUUUAUGUUCGACCUACUGUAUCUUAACGGUGAGUCGUUAGUUAAAAGGCCUUUUAAGGAGAGACGAGAAUUACUGAAACAACAUUUCAAUGAACACGAUGGCGAGUGGUUGUUCGCCAAAAUGUUGGAUACUACGAAAAUUGAAGAAGUCCAGGAAUUUCUCGAGGAAAGUGUUAAAGGUAAUUGUGAAGGACUGAUGGUAAAAACGUUGGAACAAGAAGCGACAUACGAGAUUGCCAAACGAUCGCGUAAUUGGUUGAAACUGAAGAAAGAUUAUUUGGAGGGUGUUGGCGAUACGCUAGACGUAGUUGUCAUCGGUGGAUAUUUGGGAAAAGGAAAGAGAACGGGAACAUAUGGAGGAUUUCUACUGGCGUGUUACGACAACGACUCCGAAGAAUAUCAAAGCAUUUGCAAAAUCGGCACAGGAUUUACUGAUGAAGAUCUUCAGACUCACACGGAUUUCUUUAAAGGGCAUGUAAUUCCUAAAGCGAAGAGUUACUACAGAUACGAUUCGUCUUUAGAACCAGAUCACUGGUUUGAACCAGUUCAAGUUUGGGAAAUCAAGUGUGCUGAUUUGUCUCUGUCUCCAGUCCAUUAUGCUGGUGUUGGAAUUGUUGACCCAGAGAAAGGAAUCUCUUUACGAUUUCCCAGAUUUGUUAGAAUACGAGACGAUAAAAAUGUAGAUGACGCUACUUCUUCACAACAAGUGGCAUAUAUGUACUCAAACCAAGAACAAGUGAAGAAUCAACAAGGCGAUAAAAAUAAAUUCACCGAAGAAGACUUCUAUUAGAACUCAAUUUUAUAUAUAUUUUCAAUUAUUUAUAGAAAUAAAUAUUUUACUUAAAACCU